GCUGGACCGGGCGGCGUCCCUGCGCCCCGGGGCGCCCCGAAACCCUCGGGGGAGGCCGGGCCGCCCCUGGGCGGGGGCCGGCAGAGGAAAGGGAGGCUCUGCCGCGUCCCCAGCUCUGCUCGCUCCGCCCGGGGCCGGCGGCGGGCGGCGAGCGGGAGCGGGGGCGGCUCUCGGCCCCGCCGCAUCCCCGCCGCAGCGGAAGCCGCGCCCCCGCCGCCGGGGCCGGCCGGGCGCAUCCCCCCGCCCGGCGCUCCCCGCCCCGUCCCGCCGCCGCCAUGAACCCGCUCUUCGGCCCCAACCUCUUCCUCCUGCCGCAGGAGCAGCAGGGGCUGGCGGGCCCCGAGCUGCCGCCGCCGCCCGCCGCCGAGCCGCUGUCCGCGGAGCCGCCCGCCGGCCCCUUCCCCGCGCCGCCCGCCGCCAUGGCCCUCCGCAACGACCUGGGCUCCAACAUCAGCGUCCUCAAGACGCUGAACCUGCGGUUCCGCUGCUUCCUGGCCAAGGUCCACGAGCUCGAGCGGCGCAACCGGCAGCUGGAGAAGCAGCUGCAGCAGGCGCUGGAGGAGGGGGCGGGCGGCCGCGGCCGCGGGCCCCCGCGCCGGGACCAGGCGGUGCAGACCGGCUUCGUGGGUCCCAUCCGCACGCUGGGGCUGGGGCUGGGGCCGGGGCUGGGGCUGGGCUCGGCCCGGGCGCUGGGGUCGCCCGGCUCCCGGCCCGGCGGUCCCGGCCAGCCCUCCGCCUACUCGGCCGGCUCCCGCUUCAUGCCCGGCACCAUCUGGUCCUUCUCGCAAGCGCGAAGGCUCGGCCCGGGGCCCGAGACCACCCUGGUGCAGGGACCCGGCGUCUCGUGGGUCCAUCCCGACGGGGUGGGUGUGCAGAUCGACACCAUCACCCCCGAGAUCCGAGCGCUCUACAACGUGCUGGCCAAGGUGAAGAGGGAGCGCGACGAGUACAAGCGCAGAUGGGAAGAGGAGUACACGGUGCGUGUCCAGCUGCAGGACCGGGUGACUGAGCUGCAGGAGGAAGCCCAGGAGGCUGAAGCCUGCCAGGAGGAGCUGGCCAUGAAGGUGGAGCAGCUCAAGGCAGAGCUUGUUGUCUUCAAGGGACUGAUGAGCAAUAACAUCACGGAGCUGGACACCAAGAUCCAGGAGAAGGCCAUGAAGGUGGACAUGGACAUCUGCCGUCGCAUCGACAUCACUGCCAAGCUGUGUGACGUGGCACAGCAGCGGAACUGCGAGGACAUGAUCAAGAUGUUUCAGUCUCUGCACUUGUCUCCCGUUAAGGUCCCAGCCUCGGUGGGGCGGAAGCGGGAGCGCAAGCAGGUCAGCGACGAGGACACCUCGCUGUCGGAGAGCGAUGCCUCCCGGAAACCUGACGAGGAGGAGGAGGACGAGACCACGGCCAUGAGUAUCAAUGAGGAAAUGCAGAGGAUGCUGAACCAACUGAGGGAAUAUGACUUUGAGGAUGACUGUGACAGCCUCACAUGGGAGGAGACAGAAGAAACGCUGCUCCUCUGGGAGGACUUCUCUGGAUACGCCAUUGCAGCCGCAGAGGUGCAGGGGGAGCAGGAUGACAGCCUGGAAAAGGUGAUUAAGGACACGGAGUCGCUGUUCAAGAGCCGUGAGAAGGAGUACCAGGAAACCAUCGACCAAAUAGAGCUGGAACUGGCCACAGCCAAAAAUGACAUGAACCGGCACCUGCACGAGUACAUGGAAAUGUGCAGCAUGAAGCGAGGCUUGGAUGUGCAGAUGGAGACGUGCCGGCGGCUCAUCACCCAGUCUGGGGACAGAAAGUCUCCUGCCUUCACCCCGACCUCCAACAGCGAGUCAGCCCCGAAUGAGGAGAGCGAGGAGUCUGACCGUGAUCCCCCCAGCGAUGCUUCCAUCAGAUAAUGAGGGGAGGCCCGGCUCCCUCGGACCCCCUUCCUGGCACGGGGUUGCCUGAGUCACACCUGGGAGAGACUGUCAGGGACGUGGAACUGCUGGUAACCGUCUGUCGCCCAGGCUCACUCCCGUUUUGGGGUGCUUGGCAGAUCCCACACACCCCCUCACCGGAUACCUUGCAAAUGGGAAUAGCUAGAUAGACCUGAGGGCCCUUGCCCGGGCUGCUCUGCCUUCAGCCCCUUCUCUAUUCCCUUUCCCUGCUUUGGUUAACCGUGGUUCGGGCAGGGAGGCUCCAAACCUGCCAUGGUGGCGUUCUGCAGGACCUGUUCCCGGGCGCCCCCAGACCCACCUCCUCUGGUCUCCGUCCUGGUACACCUGACCUGCCCCUGCCCUCCCUGCGCUGCACGGAGCCGAACGAGAGCCGUACCUCCCUGCAAACUGGACCUGACACUGGUGCCAACUGGACGAGCCCGGGGCUCUCCCUGUCCUUGCUGCUGGCCGGGCGCCUGGCUGGUGCCCACGCCGUGCCGGGCGCCCCGAGCCCUCCCACGCCUUCUCCGGGGCGGGGGCCGAGUCCCGCUCACUGUGCACUUUGCUUUGCCGCCCGUCGGCGAUGCGCUCACGUCUGUGUUACGGGGGCGAGGUCAUUAAAUGGGACAGUUUCCUUUUCUACAGCUCGGCUGGGUGUGGGCUCUCCCUGUGCUGCCGCGGGCGAUGCGUGCCUUGAGGCGGGGCUGUGUCCAUCAGACCCCAAGCCCGCAGCAGUGGGUCUCCCCAUGGCAGUCCUGGGUGGGACAGCGGUCACAUCCCUGUUCUGAGAGCCACUGGCCCUCAACAGGCACUGGUGCUGCCUUGUUUUCAACCCAGAGCAUCAUCAAUGCAGAGGCUGAAGGAUUGAAAAUGGAACUGAUCCUGGCUUGUGAAUGUCUUCCUAUUUCCUGGCCUCUUCUGCCACACCAGGGCAUCCCAGAGCACCUUCCUGCCUGUCCUCAGUCCCAUAUCCCACCUCAGUGUAACCGCAGUGGGGGAUCCCCUGUCCCACCAUCUCCUGUGGCAUUGUCCUGGCUGGCUGCAGCACCUGCUCCUCUGGUGAUGGUGAUGGAGGCUGGGACCUGCAGGGUGUCAGGAGGGAGCGAGCAGCCUCCAGAGAGGCAGUGUGAUCCAGAAAGGCAGUGUGGGCACUGAGAAGUGGACACAGCCUGCACAGCCAAGGCAGGUGAAGCUCUGGAGAAAAAAUGCUUCCCACUAAAGGUACUGAAGGGAAGAGGAAGUACCUGGCAGUAGAUUUUUUGGAUCAUCACUAAGAUUAGGUAUGGAAGAUAAAAUGGGGGCUGAGGGAUGCAAGAGUCUCUCUGUAGCUGUGGCCUGGCUGGCUGAUGCUGAUGGGUUCCUGAGCUGGGAGCGCUGUGGCAUCCAUGCACUACAGCAGUGUCCAUGUUCGGGCAGGGUGAGGUGCUCUGCCCGUGCCUGCCCCAUUGUUAAGGCGUGUGUUGGCAUUUCAGCAGGGGCUGAGCUGGUUGGAGCAGGCAGGGAGGCGAGUCCCUGCAAAUGGCAGAAGAAUUGAGCAGGAAACAGGAAAUAAGGGUGCAGGUGGAGCGCUGUUGGUGCUGGGGAAUGGCAGUUCCUCAGGCUGUGGUCUGCUGCAGCUCCUGACUGCUGUCUUCACUUCUUGCAGGAAGUUGGGAAAGUGUUUCACGGGAGCAGCAGGGUGCUGGGAAGCAGCAGAAGCCCUGGCUGCCUGUGGGUGUGUGGGUAGAUGGGAGCUGCAUGCCUCAGUGCCUGCCAUGGCCCUCACCUCUAUGCCACCUUGUUCGGCUGUUUCCAUUUCUUCCUGUCUUCCCUCUUUAUUUUUCUACCUAAAAGAGCUGAAGCCAGAGGAAAUAUUUUACUAUUUCAGUUUUCUGCUUUCAAGUGAUGAUGCCUCACACACACAGUAGAUGAGGGUUCACUUCCUAUCCUGUCUGGAGGAUCUUCAGUUUCAUGCAAUUCCCCUUUCCUGUAGGCAUCUUUGCAGUGUUUUCUUCUCUUUCUCUCCUGAGGAGAGUUCUGUGAGUGGCUGACGACUUCUGGCUUCCCCCGUGCAUAGUCCAGGACAUGCAUACCUUUGCCUUGGUCCUGCUUAAGGAACCCACAAGACUGCAGAGUACACACCCUGAGAGAUUUCAGGCAUGAAGCACGGGAGGACUGACAUCUCUGCCUCGAGCAGUCGUUGCCCAGGGGAGCAGCAGGUGACAGACACCCAUGUCCCAGGACACGCGGCAACCCUGCUCCCACACUGCCCGCCAGGACUCCGUUUGCAGUGAAACCAAAAUCUCUGCCACCCACAUGUGCAAGAUGCUAUUCCCUGGUGCAUUGUAUCACCAGCAAGGGGCUCUGUUCCCCCACCAGUCUGACAGCCUCCAAGAUCUCCCUGGCAGGAUAUGCGGCGUGGAUCCUCUGCCUCAGCAAUUCCUCGGUAUGGGAAGCACCGCCCAAGGCCCCCGGUGUUAGCUGGGCCACCUACCUGUCUAGCUGUGGUGACCCCACAUCUUUGAUGCUGAAAUGAGAUGUGCUCCCUCCAUCUACUGAGUUCUUCUCUGUGGGCUCCUUUUCCUUCUUUGGGGAGUAUCGAGCCUGCUCUUCUGCACCACACGCCCUGCUGGGAACUGCGAUGUCCAGGAACUGCGCAGUGCGGCGUUGCUUCUUGAGUCCCUAGAGUCACCUCUGUUCCAGGACGCCUCUCGGCAGUGCCAGCUCAGGAAGCACUAUCAAGUCCUGUCUAGCUCAGUGUCGGUGCAUUAAUGUGAGUGUUUUAUACCCAAGAGCAGUCUGAGCACAGACUGAGUGGGGUUCCAUGGCAGGAUGCAUCUGGGCAGUCCCUCUGCCAGCAUUCAGCUCAGGACUGUGGCUGCUGAGUGCUGACCUCUUGAACAUUUAAGAACUUUUAGGAUUGUAUCUCUGGGCUGGCAAUAAGGUCUUCCCCCUGAAUAUUUAGGCAGACUGGUUCAUCAGCUUCUUACCCCUCAGGAAUGCUGGAAGGAAGAUUCUCCCUUGGACAGGGAGAAUUGGGUUAGAGAUCACCUAGGGAAAUGGGAUAUCCACAAAUCCAUGGCCCUUGUAGGGAUGCAUCCACAGUGCUGAGGAGCUGGUGAACACCAUAGCAGUCAUCUGUGAAGGGUCUGACAUCAGGAGAGGGGCCUGAGGCCUGGAAGAAAGCAAAUGUCUCCCCACUCUUCAAAGAGGCCAAGAAGGAGGACCCAGGAAACCAGUCAGCCUCACCUCAAUCCAAACUGAUGGAGCACCUCAUUCUUCAUUCUGGAGGUUAUCUCUAAGCAUGUGGAAUGCAGGAAGGUGAUCAGGAGAGUGGGCUUGACUUCACUAAAUGCAAAUUAUGGUUGACCAACAUGAUUGCCUUCUACCAUGAGACAACCGCCUGGAGGGUUGAGGGCAGAGCAGGGGAUAUUGUCUACCUCGACUGCAGCAAGGCUUUCAAUACUCUCUCUCACAAGAUCCUCAUAGACAAACUUAGGAAGUGUGGAGUGAAUGAGUGGGCAGUGAGGUGGGUUGGGAACUGGCUGAACAGCGGAUCCCAGAGGGUCACAGUCAGUGGCACAGGGUCUAGCUGAAGGCCUGUCACAAGUGGUGUCCCACAAGGUUCUGUACCCUUGUUUUACUCAUCAAUGCCUUGGAUGAAGGGUAGAUGCUUCCUCAUCAGAUCUUCAGAGAAGGACCUGGGGAUGUGGACAAGAAGCUCCCCAUGAGCCAGCAGGUCGUCCUGGUGUUGUCCUGGGAUGCAUUAGGAGGAGCAUUGCCAGCAGAGCAAGGGAGGUGAGGCUCCACUCAGCCCUGGUGAGGGGAAUCUGCAGUGCAAGAGAGACAUGGAGCUCCUGGAGCAGGUCUAGCAAAGGGGAAUGAAGAUUAUUAGGUGAGGAAGUGCCUCAUGAGGAAAGGUGAGGGAGCUGGGCCUGUUCAGGCUUGAUAAGAGAUGUCUGAGAGGGGACCUCAUCAAUGUCUAUGAGUAUCUGCAGGCUGGGUGUCAGAGGAAGGAGCCAGGCUCCUGUUCUUGGUGGUGCCAAGAAGACAUGAGACAACGGGCAAAAAGUGGAACACAGGAAGUUCCACCUGAACAAAGGAAGAACUUCUUUACUGUGCAGGUGUCUGAGCACUGGAGCAGAUUCCCCAGAGAGGUGGCGUCUCCCUCACUGCAGAUAUUCCAGAACCAUCUGGAGGCAAUCCUGUGCCAUAUCUUUGGGAUGACUUUGCUUGAGGAGAGGGGUUGAGACCAGAUUACUCCAGUGGUAGUUUCUUCCAUCCUUACCCAUUCUGGGAUUCUGACCAGGCCCACUAAAUUUCUUGAUGAAUCCUAGCAGAUGUUCCCACAGAGAGGGUGGGGAGCAUCACUUUCCUUGCACCUGACCACACGAGUGAUGCUUUACUUGCUUCUGUGGGUUCAGGAAACCUAACCACUAACUAGCCUACAUCUUCUUCCUUGCGUUACCCUCCCUUCACUGAUUCCUGGAUCCCAUCUCUUUUAGAUCCUAUCACUGAAAGAGUCUGACUUGUAUGUCAAGUUAGUCAAGGUCCUGUGUUUUCCACCCAGCACCCUCCUGCUGGAGGCACUUUGCCACCCAUCCCGCAUGACUCGUGGUGGUGUGAGUUACCUUUCCCCGUAUCAGGAUUCCUUGGAUAGACCCAGAUGGGAUGCUGACAGCCUUCACCAGAACACCUUUGGGUUCCAGCUAACCUGUUUUAUUAUUUUAUUUAUCAUGUUUCUUAGUCAAGAGCUAGGAGAGGACAAAGCUACAUAGAAAGGUGUUCUUGUUUCUCAGUUGGAUCCGGAAGCUUGACUUUCCUAAGCCUUUUACCUUUGGCCAUACUCUUUGUACAUUUAUGGUUGCUGUGUCUCAGGUACCUGUGACACAGGGUGCCCCAGAACUCACCGGUGAUGACCAAGUAGGUCAAGUACUCUGGCUACAGGGAAGAAACUUCCUUUCAAGAGGAGAGGUCAGAAUUAAUGCAGAACACGGUGGAGGUACUGUCUCCUUGGGAAUACACCUGGAUGAUGCAGGGACAUGCUCCUGAAAACAUCUGGCAAGCUGCUGCACGUGAUGAUUAAUGCUAGGAGUGAUGGUAAAGCCAUCAGGAUCAAGCUGGACAAAUGUCACAACAGAUGGGAAGAGGCAGCAUUUCCAGCUUCAAGAGCAGACUGCAUCUGGCAAAGUGCAAGAGGAAAUAGAAAUCAGCAGGGUAGGAAGAAAUGUAGUUAACUGAUAUUUUUAAAGGUCACAGCCAUAUAGUAGAACUGCUAGAUCGGUCUGACCUGUUGGAUAAGGGAGUGAAUUUGGUUUACAAGUGAUGUUAAAAGUCAUAUUCACUCUAUAUAUCUAUAUAUAAUAUAUAGAUAUAUAUAAUCUAUAUAUAGAGUUGAUAGCCAAACAUGCUCUGACAUACAAUUUCAUCAAGGCAUUGAAGGGUCUUCUAUAAAUACUCCUGAAUCCCCCCAAAAAACAUUUAUUUUUUAAAUAUCUGCCUGUUUUGCUUUGCUUAAAGAAAAAUUGUGUUGUCAAUAGGAGACUUUGGCUUGGGAUACCAAAGAAUAUGCUGUGCCAGGGGGAAUUUCUCAUCAAUUUACAAGUGAUGGAAUGCCCAAGUAAGGCAAUGAUUUUGGAUGUCCUUAUGACAGAUGAAGAUUGGGUAAAGAUUGAUGGUUGCCUAAGGACAAGGGAUCAACCGAGAAACAAAUUGAGACAUCAGCCAGGACAAAAUGUCACAGCUGAGAGCUGUGUGUUGUCCUGUAACUUCUCCUUAGAGUGAAACAAGUGAACUUGCAGAUCUGGAAACAGCAGUAUUUUUCCAGUUUUUCAAAAAGCUGUGAUUUAGUAACAUAAGAUAACUUUCAGUGAGUGAACUUCCUUGAGUAAGUGACCAUGUGACAAAAGUACUUAGAAAUAAGAAUAACUGAUAGAAAUAAUAAUAAAGCUUGACCUACAUUAACAAAAAAUAAUCCUUGUAACAACUACAGCAACUGUGGUUAGGAGAAAAGGAAUAGAGGGACAAGAGAAUAAUUCAGCUGUCUGAAGAAAAGGUCUUCAGCUGCUUGUAUCACCUCAGAGAAAAAUAACAAUACUUGAAUGUUUAAGGAACUAACAUGCUGUUCUAGUUAUAUUUAAAGAAAAAUCAAUCCUAACAGUAAUAUUUUCUUUUUAUUGGCUGAAAUCAGGAAAAUAAUCAAAACAAGACAAAAAAAAAAAGAGAAGUACUCACCAGAUAAGUCUGCUCUGUGUAUGGAAAAUGCAGAAUGUGCUCAGAGGGGAAUGAUGAAGCACUUUCCAGGCAGUUAGCAAUAAGGAGGAUCCUUGACAGGAUCUCCAGCUGAGCACUGCUGCAGUUCCAGGCACAGAUGACCUGGAGCACACUAACCUGUGGGUGCAUGGGGUGCUGUAGGGAUGAGCAAGCCCCCACACAGAGCCUGAGGCUGCCUGGGGAGUUGGAGUGAGCAGUGCUGAAAGCAAAAGCUCCCGCAAACGGUGUCUGCACAGCGCGGUAACCUCCACCCAGAGAGGAAAACACUGGCUGCUGCAAUCCGUGGUUUGCCGAGGUCAGUUUUUAAAAGCAUCAGGGAAGUCAUUUAAAGAAAAGCCUGGGUGGAUGGGCAAGCAAAUGACGUCAGUGCUUAGUCUGACAGGGCAUGGAUGAAAGCCAAUGAGAAACCAGUGGAGGGGGGAGGAGGCGAGAAAUCAUGAAGGGAUGGGAAAAAAUCUGCAGUUUAAGGAAUAUUUAUAGAAGGGCAAGGAAUUGACAGACAAAACUGAUACCAUUUUUGAUAUGUGGAAAUGACACAGACUCUCAAAAGAGCUAAAUGUCUUGGUCAAAAGUGCCAGGAAGCAUUGCAGAAUAUUUCUGAAUAGGGUGAAAAGAGAAGUUCUGUUGCCAGACAUACAUAGCCAUGCAUAGAUACAUCCAAGAGCAAGAAAUAGUGACUGACCUUGCCUGGGAGAACAGAAGGGUUGGGAAGACCUAGGGAGCAGGGCUCACGUGCAAUCAUGUGCAAGUUCUCAGCCAGACACUGAGGAUGUCUUUAAACAUCUUUUAUCCACAUGUCACAUUGGUGUCCUUUGUCCUGCUUUGCAUCAGAAAUUGGAAGAGAUGGACCAAGGACUCCUAACCAUGAUUCCAGGCUGGAAAAAAAUGUUUUGAAAGUGAAAAGUUUAGUUCCUUUGCUCCUAAAAAGAAAGGCAAGUGAGCAUUUUCGCACAGUGCCUGAGAUCCCUUCAUGAUGUUGGUCUACAUGGCAGUUUAGUCAGGCUGAUAAAGGCGUACGAGGAUUCUGAGGAGAUGGGGAAGCUGGAGGCCUUGUGAGGUUUGGUACUUGGUGUCCAGCACCUAAACCAAUAUCCAACUUGGCAGCUAAAAAACUGGAGACUGCAGAGAUACACACCACCUUUUUUUUUUUUUUAAAUUUUUCCCUUCUGUCACAGGACUCAGACCAAGGUCAACAAAAGUUGCUCACUUGUUUGUUGGAGGUUUGGGCAAUGUCAAAAGAGGGCUUUGAGGCCUGCAUGUAGUAUUUCUCACUUGGCAACCUUGAAUUUCAUCCAGCAUUUUAAUAACCCAGUCACUCAGUCACAAGAUCCUUCUGCACCUUUCCACAGGCUCAUUCAGGGCUGAAUGCUUUGGGUCAUUUUGCAUAAUCAACACACCCUGUGCUCCACAUUUUUCUGGAAGUGUUGAUUGGUGGGGUAGAUGGCCCCAGAUGCUGGCCACUCACAUCUCUCAGUUGCAACCAGCCUUGCCACAAGUUUUCAGCCUGGAGAGGCUUGUCUUCCCUGUCCUCAGGCAGUUCUCUGAAAGGUUUUGCCAGCCUGCUUUUCCUAAAUUCCAUUGCUUUUCAUCAUGGGGGGCUGAGGUGAGUGGUGAGUUACUUGCAGCACAGUUAUCUGUUCAUCCAUUUCAUGCUGGAGACCACCUGAGUCUCACAUGUGGUUUGCUGCCCUUCAUGUCACAGACAUGUUCUCAAGUCUUGAUGCUUCAGUUUUCAGUGGAGACUCCAUCUCAUUGCUGCUGAGGGAAAUCUCCUGUCUGGCAACCCCUGAAAGCUCCUCUGACAGCAAAACAUCAACUUUACUUUUUAUUCUGGACUUAAGCUUCCCUAAUCACUCCCACACCAUCUUACAGCUUUUUGGCAGCUUUCUUAUCUCCAAGAUGCAUUUGAAAGAGGUUUUCAGCCUUCCUUUUCUAUUUGUCACAGAAUAUCCUUUUUUUCCCCCCUUUACAGUUACUAAGUCUAAUUUACUAGUAUUUAUGAGUUUUUCUUUUGUUUUCAUUUGACUACAGCUUCUGCUUUUUGACAGCUGCCCUUUCAAAUCUUACGCUGUGAAGUAUAACCCAGCACUACUGUUCCUUCCAGGGAACAUUUAAUUAACUCCCUCAAGAAGAUGAUACUUCUGUAGUAAGGUAAUUUAUGGAGGUAAGUCAGCUGUCCUAGAGUAAGAGAUUACAAUCAGCUCAGAAGAGUAAGUAACAAAUUACUUGUUUUUGCAGCACGUAUACAUUGUGAUUGCCCAAAGGUAGGCAGCUUGGUUUUGAUGAAAUGUGAGCACUGCUGGAGCCUGCAGGGGUAUUUGCAUACCCUUAGUCAUGAACCUGCAUUUUGUGAAUGGCAUCAGUUAUGAAGGAGGUUGAAACAUCACCCUUUAAGAUGUUUGUCUUUUGUAACUGUGUCAUAAGUCUUUCAGAGACUUGUAUCUCCUCUUCCUUGCCCUGGUCUUGCCAAUUGCUUUGCUUAAAUACUGAUUUACUUUAAAAGUGGAUACAGGAUGUUUUAAAUGUCCAAGACCUUUUUUCACUGUGCUUACACAGUUACAAUAUUUUGUUAUGUUUUGGAGUGAUUUUUCAAGUGAACUUAAUUAUUUUCCACAUCUGCUCAAGCUGGUUUUCACUACCUGGCAUCUUCCUUAAUGCUGAGGUUUCAUGCUGACAUCUCAACGUGAAGGUGGUCUGAGGACCUUUCUUGGGGAAGCAGUGCAUGUGUAGUAGUCUGUGCAAAUGCCAAAGAAGUAUGAAAAUUUAUCUAAAUGUUCAAAGUGAUCAUAAAACUAAAUUUUCUGUAACACCACUGCUAGUUACCCUUAGCUGUCUUAAAAAUAGAAGAAUAAAACAUAGAGCUUAUCACCCCUAGAAAUGGUUGGCUGCCCAUCAGAGAAGCUGUGUCUUGGGUCACCAGAGAGCUUUCCCAGGUGCAUCCCUCUCCUACAUGGCUCUGCACAGUGAGCCCUGGUGCCUGGCCAGCCAAGGAAGGCAGAGUCAACCCCUCAGCCAGGAUCAGUGUCUUUCUGUACCUUCCCCUUGCAAGGUGCUCACAAACCAGGAUGGAUUCUGGCUUGUGGCUGCUGCUCUUGGAGUUGGUUUGUCCCAGCAAAGUGGCACAAUCGCUUCUCACUACCUUGCUGAAUGAGAGCCUCUUCAUGUCUGCCUGAGCACCUGCCUUGCCUGACCAAGCAUUUCUGUCUGCUUUCCAUAAUAACACUGUCAGCAAACCUAGAGCUCCCCUACUUGGGGGAAAACUCCUCUCCAGAGACAGAAGGAGCUGCCACAGAUCUCUCAUCUUUAUUUCACUGCCAUCCACAGUCACAUAUGUCAAUUUUGCAAACUGAUGGGAAAAAAAAAUGACAUGGGGUUUUUUAGGUCAGGGUUGCAGUUCUCAGACAGGCUGGUCACUGAGCUAGUUUUUCCAUCUGUCCAGAGGGGCCUUGCUGUGGUGCCAUCUGUAGGCACAGUGUCUGGAUGCAAAAGAAGGAUUUGGAAGAGUUGUACAUUUUAGGGAGGUAACAUUAGAGAGAGGAAACCAAGGCCUCCAGGCAGUCCAAAAGCUGCAUGACUAGUUUGCCACACUCACUCUCCCUGUUUCCAUACAAGACCAACCAUGUUUUAAAUGCUGUGAUUCCUGGCUUUCCUCGCCUCAAUACCAUAUAAUGGUAUUGAGGAGAGAUGAGAUUGUAAACCAGUUGAAAUGGUAUUUGAAAACAGAGUGAAACUUUUUAAGAGAUUCCCAGCUGUUGGUCUGACAGCACAUACUCUUCCUCCACCCUGAGGCUGUAUGACUUUGCUCAUUCUCAGAGCAAUUUGAUCUCGAGUUGGAUAGGGUUCAUGCUUGUUAAAUAACAAGAAUUCUUUGCUCUAGAAUUUUCAGGUAGUCUUAUCUCAUUUAGGAAACAUAAGGCUUUUUAAGAGAAAGAUUUGACUCACAUAAAUGUUCCAGCUUUUAACCUAGUUCAAAAUAUGUUUUACAUGAGAAAACAGGACCUCUAUCCUCCCCCCUUUAGAUGUUUCAGUAGCCUCUCUGCACUUCCAGAUUCUCAAGCAAGGUACUGACUGGCACACACACAAUGUGCAGGCAGCAGCACAGCCAUUCAAAGCACCCGAGCACAGCAAUCAAGGACAGGAUGGGACCAACCCAAGACUCAUUUGUAAUCUUGACAGGUCUCCAGGCUACACAGCCCCCCCAGCAGAAACCCAGCUCCAUGGGAGGGCUGCCUCCAGUGAGCUCCAGCACCAGGCAGCUCCCAUUUGACGCCAGAGUUACCUAAAGCUCCAAUGACGGGGCCAUUUGUGGUGCAAUCCAAGUGUUUCUGCUGUCCCAGGGCUAACAAGCUGCUCAGAAUCCCAGUUCCUAUCCAGAGGCAGGUUAUUUAACCUCUUCUCUUUGCAAAAUAACUUUUGAGUCAUCGCCCUCUAGUCCAGCAAACAUUUAAUUCUUACGCAGCCCAGCUGCUGGAGAUAAGCGGCUCUGGGAAACUGUGUCCGGCAUACCUUGAUCCUGGGAGUUUAAAUCCUCCAGCUUACGUCCUUGCAGCAUCCAGAUCAGGGUCUAAAGCAGUUGGGGUCCGGACAACAGCUCCAACCGUGCCUGCCAGGGAAAGAGCACAUCAGCCCAGAGAUGCUAAAUUAAGCUGCUAAAAAUGGAGGUCCACGUGAUUGUGUGCAGUGCGCUGCUUAUCUGUCCUGGUGCUCACAGGUCAUGGAAGGCUCCCUCACUGCCCAACGACAUUCAUGCUUCCAGAACUAAUGCAGGGAGGCAGAAGGCUGACACUCACCUUGCAGAGAUUUGCUGCUCAGCAGCUUAACUGCAACUGCCCCUCCUUACGCACAGAAUUAAGCCAGAAUUAAGACUGGCCACCACCAUGCCGACGAUGGCCUCCAACACGUCCCUAGGCAGCCAUUUCCUCCGGGGCUAAGCCAAUUCAUUUUAAAAGGUAAAAGCAAGUGAAAUACCCGCCUUGUAAUACCAGGAAAUAUCUUCCUUGUCCCCUGCAGAGGCAGGGGAAGGAGAAUCAGUUUCUUGUGCCCCUUUACCAAACCAAAUCCAUGAGUCAUCUGCUCAGCACUUCUAUUCUGCACGCGCCCAUCAGACAAGCAAAUCCAGAUCGAGGUGGCUGGAGUCACAGAGCCGCUUGCCAUCGUACCACGCAGAGUCCUGCUGUGGGGCACAGCCCUGCACCACACCUUGUUUUGGCUCGGGGGCUGGACUCUGGGCUCUCCCACGUGGAACAAGCAGCUCAGCAGGCUGCACUCCCCAGCUUGCUUCUCACUGCAGCUGGCACAGACUGUGCCAUGCAGGCGCCUGCAGCUGCUCAAUACAUCUGUGCCCCCUCCUCCCAUCUCCCCCUGACAGACAGACAAGGCUUUUCAGAUGGUGAUCACUUUUAUUGAUGUAAGGUGGUACACAAACAGAUCAGUUUCUAUCAGCCUCUCCACCUCCCCCAGGCUCGGGGAGAAGUUGGAGGAGUGGGGGAGACAAGGGAACAGAACUGGCCUCUCACUGCAGGAUGCAGAGCUAAGCGGUGGUGAACAAGGGCAGGGGCUCCAACAAAGGAGAGUCCUGCUUCCCUAGGCAGCAGGGGGGGCUGUGUGCUCAGCUUACUCCUUGGAUGCCAUGUGGACCAUCAAGUCCACAACACGGUUGCUGUAUCCAUAUUCAUUAUCAUACCUGG
Molecule: messenger RNA, 13849 nt
Organism: Passer domesticus (house sparrow)
Lineage: Eukaryota; Metazoa; Chordata; Aves; Passeriformes; Passeridae
Gene: IFFO1
Product: intermediate filament family orphan 1
Exons: 9
Coding region: 276-1889 (537 amino acids)
Source: RefSeq, a predicted model, not a curated record